CUCAUUGCUUCAAUAUUCAACAACGCAGUACGUUCAUAUUGGGGUAGAGAGCGAAGAUCAAGUCCAUAACUUCACGACUUUCAGUGAUGAACCUGCUACCAAUAUGCACAAGUUCAAUAUUCACUAUCGCUAUCACGGGGCUACUAGCGGCAAUUCUGGCAUUGUUGCUGCGCUCUACAGCGAAGGGCCGCUCUCGCAAGACACCGCCCGGACCACCAUCAUGGCCUCUACUCGGAAGAUUGAACUUCUCAUCUUACCGCUUUCCCUUGAAGGAAUCGGUUGAGUGGUCGAAAAAGUACGGCCCAGUUGUCUGCUUGAAACAAGGUUCCGUGGACAUCGUGAUACUGAGUGAUUAUGAGCAGAUUAAGGAAAUUUUCUCCAAGCCGGAACUGCUGGAUCGCCCAUCCAAUUGGGGACUCAGCUCCGCAGAAAAAGGUUUCUCCACUUUCAGUGGACAACAAUGGAAAGAAAACAGGGACUUCACCAUGCGAGCGUUGGCGAAGCUUGGAGUCGGAAGUGACAUCAUGCGGCAGCACAUACAGGUUUGGGGCAAUACAAUGAGAGCACUUCGUUAGUAGCUCAUAAGAAGACAAUUAUUUCAGGCGUUAGGAACAUGGCCGGCAACCAGUGCUGCAGAUAUAAUGCACAUUUCCGUAGUAAUAG
Molecule: messenger RNA, 663 nt
Organism: Rhipicephalus sanguineus (brown dog tick)
Lineage: Eukaryota; Metazoa; Arthropoda; Arachnida; Ixodida; Ixodidae
Product: cytochrome P450 2W1
Exons: 4
Coding region: 87-575 (162 amino acids)
Molecular function (GO): iron ion binding; heme binding; monooxygenase activity
Source: RefSeq, a predicted model, not a curated record